Symbiodinium sp. CCMP2456 is the source of this 2823-nucleotide messenger RNA. Lineage: Eukaryota; Dinophyceae; Suessiales; Symbiodiniaceae. The record is from the annotation of a GenBank genome assembly.
AUGGCCGACCCUGUGUCGUGGUUGGCGAUGUUUGGAGUGAAGCACUUGGCUUGUAAGGCCAUGGAAGCAGCCAAGAACAACAAGGAGGCCGUGAGAAUCCAGCAACAGCUCGAUGCCGGAUCUGGUGAUCAAUACCGUAUGUUGCUGGCCUUCUUGGAGAACUAUUCCAAGAUUGACCGAGACACCAUCAUUCAGAAGAGCAUGAGCAAGGAAGCCUCCGACAGGGUCUUGGGGUUGUACCUCCUGAGCUUUAUGACCUACGCCAAGAAUGUGGCCAUUGCUUAUGCCAAGAAACCCGAGAAAGUCAUGAAGAGCCUGGCGAAGCAGGUGCCCAAGAAUGUGUACUUGCAGGCCGAGGAGGGGCACAAUCCCAUGAAAUAUCUCAUGGCUUUCACAUUUGUCCACUCCAAAAACCAUGAGAAGUUGAUGAGGAGCAUCCUGCAACAGGCCGAGGGCGGUUCUGAAAGCCCACAACGUGGCAAGAUGGUGGAUGAUCUCGUGGAAGACUUCAAGGGCGAGAUCAAGGACCACUUGAAGGACGAAGUCCUCUCAGUGGUGGAAGAGAUCUUGGUGGAGAGCAUCGGUGAGUCCUUCGGCCUCACGGCUUUGCUCCAGGUGCUCGAUCAGCUGAAGACGGUGCCUCUCAUACCCGACGCCGCAGGUCAUGCCCUCCGCAUCGUAGAUGGGCCGACCUUCUCCAACCCUGCUGGUGAUGUGCCGCUAGAGUGGCAAAACGCCCUGGAGGCCGCUGGUGCUCUGCGCGUGCUCUCGCCGGCCGUGCAGACGGCACUUUGCUCAGUGGGUCAACGCCUGCUGCGGCAGCUGGGCGUGAUGAGGCCCACGCGACAUGACAUCGUGCCGCUCUGUGUCCGCUGGCAUACAAGCCUUUCGCCAGAGUCGGCGAGGUCGAGCGACGACCCAAAGAGUGCCGACCAUGAAGAGGCAGAUCCGAACAGGCAGGGAAACCUCCAGUGCGGGGGUAGCAGUGGCAGCGAUGCAGCGCCCAGGCAGGAUGCAGAGCCGGUCGACCAGCAGGCUCGAGAAAAGUCAGGAGACGGCCAGCAGCCUGCGCCUCUGGACACAGCGACCUUGAGGUCGGGCGUCUGGGCCAGUCUGGCGUGUCUUCGAAAUCAUUUCUUGACGGGAGCAGUGGGCGCUCCGCAAGAGAAGGGAGGUGAUGUGGUGCCGUGGCGGGAGCUGGGCAAUGGCCUCCUCUUUCCAUGCAGCAGUCGGCGGAGCGGGUUUGGGCCUUGCCAGCGUCUCACAUGCCCGACCUACUUUGGGGAGGCUGUCGGUAGCGACUUGCAGCAUGACGUUCUCGUGGCCAUUAUGGGCUUCAUCCACGGCAAAGAGGCGGAAGUGCAUGAUAUCGGAGUCUGCUCGGAUCCGCCACCUCCUUGGCUGCGGGACGAAAAGGAGAAGGGCAGUGAGAGCAAGGAUGCCCUCACGACAGAUCGGCUCAACUGGGAGGCCUUCCUGGAUGAUCUGGGCCUCAAGCCGCUGUCGCCCUGCACCUCACACCGAAAGGUGGCAGGCACGAUCCUAACAAUCGAUCUCGGCUGGCGUUUGUCGAGUUCCGAUUGGUGGAAAGCCGCUGCUUCAUCCAAGGCGGCUCUGGCAUACUUGGAGCGUCGGCUGAAGGAGGCAGACCGCGUGGAGAUCACUUGGCUAAAGCAGCUUCGAACACCGGAGCGGGUCGACGUUUCCGAGCUCUUCCUCCGCAGCGCCUACGUUCGCUAUGGGGGCCACUUCUUGCCCUACAUGGACCUGCCCCAGACAGAUGCGCCCGUGGCAUCUUUGGCUUGCUUGAGGCGACUGGGUGUGGCUACGGACCUCACCGGCAGUGGCUUGCGGAAAUGCCUUCAGGUCUUAGAGGGCCGGGCAUGUCAAGACCUCAGCGUUUUCGCGGACAUCUACGCCGCCUUGGCAUCGCUGCCCAAGGAUGAACAGGCCUCCACGGGCAGCUGGGGCUCGCAGGAGGCACCUGGGCAGUCGCGUGUCUUCGUGCCACCAGCUACCUUCCGCAAAGCGGCCGAGUGCGUCUGGACUGACCAUGGGAAAUCCACCCUGCGAUGGCUUUGUGGCUACGUCGCGCUUCAGCCUGACUACGGGCGCUUUGGCAAUCUCUGCAGAUCGUGGCUGGUGGGACCACAUGUGGCCAUAAAGCACGAUCUCGACGCGCUUGAGGCUGAGAUCGAGUUGCUCACGCAGGUGGAAGUUGCCAGAAAGUUCAUGAUCGCAAGCCUUCAUGAGCCGGACGACAGAAAGGCCUUGCAUGAAAUCUUCGGAGGAGAUCUGGCAAGAGUUUGCGGCGUUCGAGUAGUUUUGGAGCAGCUCGACUCUGUGGUUAGCCCAAGCGCUAGCCAGCGGCUGUCCCAGUGUCUGAUGGCCUGCCGGUCCAUCGAAGAUGUCUUAGCCGACCUUGGCUUGUCCAGGGCCCUGCUGGAAGCCGAGGAAGAGCAGCGCCAGGCUCUGGCCGAGCGUCACGCCAAACUCGGCGAGCCCAGCAGCAGCAGCAGCAGGGGUUGCGCUAGCCCAGAUGGUCUGGACGCAGCAAGCCCGGUGGCAAUGUCGAACCCACAAAUCCAUGCAAUUGCCAACGACUUCUUCAUCUGUGCUGGUGAAAUUCGGGACGCUGCCGACUCGGACGAGCAAGAUGACGCGCAGUUGCAGAGCUUCACGAAGCGUCUAUCUGAACUGGCGUCCGACAUCGUCACUGGAGCAGGAGGUGCCAUGACCGAUGCGCGAUCUCGCGCAGUGCAGCUCCCGACGUGGCUGGGUGAGGUGGCAGCUGCUCUGCGCAGCUACGUCACGCGCUCCUGA